AUGCCGGGUGGGGGCGGAGCUGAAGAGGACCAGGUGUUAGGUGACGAUGGGGCAGGAGAGGACAGGAGGACAGGUGAAGGAGGGGGGCCUGUUGAAAUAGGUGUAGAGGGGGGUGAUUUCCUCAUUUUCCUUGGUGGAGUUUUCGAAGUGAGGGGAGUAAGAAUCGGAGUGUCAGGAGAGGAUUUUGAAGGAGUUCUUUUCCUUUUAGCAACAAUAUCAGAAAAAAGUCUAGUGGGUGGUGGAGGAAAAGAAGAAGAAGAAGAAGAAGAAGAAGAAGAAGAAGAGGAGGAGGAGAAGAAGAAGAAAGAAGAAGAAGAAGAUGAAGGAGGAGGAGGAGGAAGGGAAGAAUACAAAAAAGAAGAAGUUGGGGGAGGAGGAAGAGAAAGAGACAAGGAAAAAGAAGAGCAAGGAGAAGGGGAAGGAGAUGAAGGAGAAGAUAAGUUUAAAUAA
Lytechinus pictus (painted urchin) is the source of this 450-nucleotide messenger RNA. RefSeq names its product zinc finger and BTB domain-containing protein 47-like. Lineage: Eukaryota; Metazoa; Echinodermata; Echinoidea; Temnopleuroida; Toxopneustidae. The transcript is spliced from 2 exons. Bases 1 to 450 code for a protein of 149 amino acids. The record is from RefSeq and is a predicted model, not a curated record.